GAAAAAAAAAACGAAAGAAAAAACAUAUAUCGUUUUCUCUAACUCUAUGAAACAGGGAGGAAAAAAAAAUUAUCCUACCCAUGUACAGGACAACGAGAGAAACCACGACCCGACGAAGCCCAAGCCGAAAUACCGACACCUCACCGACACACGCAAGAUCGUCGGCCAGAAUACACUCACCUCAGACCCACAGCCUUCCCGACGACCCCAAAGACCCGAGAACGACCGCCUCGACCCGCGUCACGACCCCUCACGACCCCACGAGAAGAAGAAGAAGCACCUCCGGGAGUUUGAAGAUGUUGGGCUUGGUGGCGCUGCUGAGUCUCUGGUCGGGCGGGGCGGCGGCGCAGGACACGAGCAUACGGCUUCGGCAGGGAAUUGUCCAGGGGAUUAUCACCAGAUCCAACCAUAGGCCUAUCUACGCCUACCUCGGGAUCCCGUACGCGAAACCUCCCUGAAUGAACUCAGAUUUAAG
Molecule: messenger RNA, 475 nt
Organism: Penaeus vannamei (Pacific white shrimp)
Lineage: Eukaryota; Metazoa; Arthropoda; Malacostraca; Decapoda; Penaeidae
Source: RefSeq, a predicted model, not a curated record